Molecule: messenger RNA, 3268 nt
Organism: Brienomyrus brachyistius
Lineage: Eukaryota; Metazoa; Chordata; Actinopteri; Osteoglossiformes; Mormyridae
Gene: afap1l2
Product: actin filament associated protein 1-like 2
Exons: 19
Coding region: 35-2680 (881 amino acids)
Biological process (GO): regulation of mitotic cell cycle; positive regulation of epidermal growth factor receptor signaling pathway; positive regulation of interleukin-8 production
Cellular component (GO): cytosol
Molecular function (GO): SH3 domain binding; SH2 domain binding
Source: RefSeq, a predicted model, not a curated record
GUGCCUGCAGGUGGUGCUGUCUCUGAGGUCCUCCAUGGGCUCCACAUGCUUUCCACUUCGUAGAAAGUGCCGGUCCGUUUCUCAGACGACAUACCCACCAUUGGAAAGGCCCCUGCAGGUGGAUCUUUAUCAACUGGAAGACCAACAAAGGGGAACUGAGGAGCACGUUGAGGUUCUGGACCGGCUGCUGGGAGAGCUCGAGAGGUUCCUGAUGGUCCUAGAUCGUGAGAACCUGAGCAGCGAGGCCACAGUGCAGAAAAGCUUGCUGUCUGACCUUCUGAAGGACUACCUGACAGCCAGCGGUGUGAAUUCGGCAUCUGACGAGGAGUACAUCUACAUGAACAAGGUGUUAGUCAGCAGGCCAGCGCAGGAGAAGAGUGCAUGUGAUAGAGCAAACCUCCUGGGCGCCUCAACAACCAGCCGAGAAGAAAAGCCUCCUCUGCCAAGCCUCCCCCAGCCUCUACAGUGCUCAUUGUUUGACUCCCCUGAGGGUUACUAUGAAGAGGCUCAACCUUACGACACCGCAACCAACGAUGACGGCGAGGCCGUCAGCAGCUCCUACGAGUCGUAUGAUGAGGACGAGGCCGCCAAGGGCCGGUCAGCUGCUCAGCACCAGUGGCCGUCCACAGAGGCGUCCAUUGAGUUGAUGAAGGACGCACGCAUCUGCGCCUUCCUCUGGAGGAAGAAGUGGCUUGGCCAGUGGGCCAAGCAGUUGUGCGUCAUCAAAGAGCAGCGCCUCCUGUGUUACAAGAGUUCCAAGGACCAGAACCCCCAGCUGGAGGUCAGCCUGCUGGGCUGCACCGUGGUCUACAAGGAGAAACAGGUGAAGAAGAAAGAGCACAAGCUGAAGGUGGUUCCCGUGGGUGGAGAGGCCAUUGUGCUGGGGCUGCAGAGCAAGGAGCAGGCCGAGCAGUGGUACAAGGUCAUCCAGGAAAUCAGUGGAAAACCUUUGGAAAGUCCCGAAGUGGCCCAGCACCUGUCCGAUUCCCCGCGACAGAUCUGCAGCAAGGGUGAGCUCAGCGAGAGACACUCUGCAGCCUCCGAAAGCGGCAGCAGCACGGACAGCCAUGCGGAAGCCGCGGACGCCAAAGAAGGUGACUGGAAGAAGCGAUAUGGCGCAGCUCUGAAGCUGAGCAACCUUAUGAACAUCGGUAAGAAGAAGCCCUCCGCCUUGGAGAGUCCAGAGAAAACCAUGGAGACGUCGGGGUACCUUAAUGUCCUGGCAAACAGCCAGUGGCGAACACGCUGGUGCACCAUUAAGAACGGACAGCUGUGGUUCUAUCAGGACAAGGGGAAGACCAAAGUAGCCCAGCAGCCCGUGGGCCUGGAGGGCUGCAUGGUUGUUCCGGACCCCAGCCCAGAUCACCUCUACUCCUUCACUAUCCAGCAGGAUGGGGAGCAGCUGGCCACGUUGGAGGCAAAGUCCUCUGCAGACAUGGGCCACUGGCUGGGCUUACUGUUGUCCCAGACUGGGUCCAAGACCAGCCCAGAAGAUCUCACCUAUGACUAUGUGGACUCCGACCGUAUCUCCUGCAUCGUCAAUGCGGCCAAAACCUCCAUGUACUUGAUGCAGAGGAGGAUUUCAGAGCCCAACGCUUACAUAGACAGUCUGUCUGUGGCUCCUGGAGACCCUGAUGACAUCUAUGACAAUGUGGCCAACACAGAAGGGGAGCUGGAGCAGAACCAGGAUUCCCAGGAGAACAAGGAGGCUCAUAAGAGAGUAGAAGUCUCACAGACCAGCAAGGUAGUCAUAACUGAGCAAGAUGGUGAUGAUCGAAUCUAUUUAGACCUCAUCCCUGUACAGUCUUUUCUGCAUGGUUGCCCCGGGAAGAAAGAGCCUCUUCACUCAAGAGAGCAGAGCCCCAGUGACCAUCGUCAGGAGAAAGAGUCAGCGAGCCAGGAUGUGCCCCCUCCCAUACCAGAACCAAGGCCUCCACACACGCUGAUCGCUCCCUCUCAGCCAGCAGCCGCUGUUCCCCAGCUGCUGUCCAGACCUGAGCCAGAGUCGGCUAGCCCCCGCAACCGGGUCCACUCCUAUCCCGCAAAGAUGUCUCUCGCCAGCCCGGAGCCCCUCAAGAAAGCCAUGUGCAGAUCAAACAGCCCGCAGCCCCACAAACAGGGCAGGCCCAGCUCCGAGAGCCUGGACCGGCCACGUGUUGCUGCACCUGCCGAGAUAAAGCUGGGGAAGAAUCGCACGGAGGCCGAUGUGCGGCGCUUCACUGACGAAAGGGACCAGCUGGAAAGGGAGAAGGAGCAGGUGCGGAACCAGCUGGCCAUGCUGCGCGGACAGAGGAAGGAGCUGAAGGAGGCCCUGGCUGCUGCCCGAGAGCCCAGCCUGCAGAACUUGCUGGAACUGAAGCUGAAGGAGGCUGAAGAGGCCUGCAGAGUGCAGGAGCAAAAGAGGGUGGACCUGGAGCUCCAGCUGGUGGACGUGAAAGAGAACCUGAAGAAAGUGGAGGCCGGACCCUUCACUCUAGGCACAGCUGUGGACAGUGGCCUCCUGGACAUGGUGAAGGUGACGACACCGUGCACAGUGCCAGUGACGGCUUCUGCAAACGGAGACGCCGCACCCAUCAACUCUGCCUCCACCCUGAAGAACAGGCCCCUGUCUCUCAUUGCGUCGAACAAGGGGAACGUCCUGCAGAAGGCCAAGGAAUGGGAGAAGAAGUCAACGACCUAGAGGCCAGAUGACGGUCCCUCCCCAGGCCGAGAACAAAACCCCACCCUCUGUUCUCCUGAAGACUGGAGGGUGUCCCGGAGACCGCCCUGACUCCUCCCAGUGUCACUGCCCUCAGCCCAUCCCCCACCCCCGUCAUGGACAGAAAUCUCUGCCUCACACACAUUCCCAGGACCUGUACAACGUUGUAGAAUAUACCCCUUUAGUCUUAUUUUUAUUAUUAGAAGGGAUUUUAUAGUAUAAUGUUUAAAAAAAACGUAAUUUUUUAUGCUUUGCACAUUGCAGAUUGGUUGGGCUUUAGUGAUCUGGCAGAAUGAAAGGUACCCCCCCAGAUCUUUUGCCCCAAGGUACCCCCCAGAAAGCCUGCAGCUUGGUACAAUUGGCACUGAACACUGAGGACACCUAGUGGGUGGUGCUGGGCUUGCAGGCAGGAUGUAAAUACGCAGUAGGGCCACUUGAAGCAUAAGCAUUGCCGCAGAGGGGCACUUCAGGCUGGAGCGUAGAGUAGAAACUCAUCAGUGUGAUCGUCUCUCCUACUCUGAGCUGCCAUGUCUGAUCUGCUUUUCUAAAUAAAAGAAUAUUUUUAAAAUA